AUGGCGCGGGUGUAUCUAGCCGACGGUGCAAAACAUUUACCUGACUCUCGCACAUCGAGACCAUCCAAAAGAGAAACUAAGCUCCCGUAUUCGCACGCACGCACACCACGAGAAUUCAAAACGUGCGUUCACAUCGCAACGGGUCGUCACGGUCCGUGCCGCGAUCGAGCAGAGCAGAGACUGGCGAUGGUGCCGCGGCGCGCCCUCGCCCCGACCGCCGUGCCUACGUCACGAGCGGCGGCGGCCAUCGCGUCAUCUCCAACAUUCUGCCCUACACCGACACAGACGCACACAAGUCCAAUUAAACUUCGGCAAAACUUCACAAUUCGAGCUGCAUGCGUAACUUAA
Messenger RNA from Leptosia nina, 348 nucleotides. Lineage: Eukaryota; Metazoa; Arthropoda; Insecta; Lepidoptera; Pieridae. The record is from the annotation of a GenBank genome assembly.